UUCAACCCUGGUUAAUUGUCAAGGUAUACCCCUUUAAUGCGAAGCGGGCCCAGGCUCUCACUUUUGCUUUGCAAACAGACGGUGCCGGUCGGGUUAAAGCCACCGCGUGGGCGCUAGCAAUUGGCUACCGACAUCUGAAAAGGACUAAAAACAAAAUAUAUAAUUAAAAAUAAAAACCCCAAAGGGAGGGAACGGGAACCACGUCGUCACUCAAUCCUGUGACCCCUGACACUGACUUUCGCCUCAUCUCAUCUCAUCCACCACCCAUUGAUUGAUUGAUUCAACUGCCCCAACCCUUCUUUCUUUCCCACCGCACUGUACUGCUCCUCUCUGCUCUCCUUCUUCCAUUCCAUCUCUUUGCUUUAAUACAAAAACCCAUUCCCCACUUCCCAGCUCCUUUUUCUUUAGCUGUAAUCGCCGCCGCGCUGCCGUGAUCCGUUGCCGGCCGCUCCUGAAUUCCCAGUGAGUCUGCUUCUAUUUCUCCUUACCCUUCUUCUUUUUUACUGUUCCUCUUCACUUUGACGCCUUGAUCGGGUUCCUAGACUUUGGGAUUUGAGUCCCAGCUCUGAAACUUGGCUUCUUGUCCACCCAUCGCUCAUCGGAUUCAUAUAGCUGCUGCUGCUGCGUCCUCUUCCCUAGUUCUUUCGGUUCUUCUUCUUUGUGCUGUGAAUUUGAUGAAAUUGAUUGAUUAAGCUUUAGUCCUUCACGGAAUUCGGGCUGCUAAUUCCCCAAGUUUUCGGGAUCUAAAAUUCUGGAGUUGUUCAUCACGUUUCCAGUGCCGUGGCUGUGGUCGGGGCUCGGGAACAGCGAAUAGUUCGUUACUGUUCCUUUAUCUUCCUAUAUUAGUUUAUUCUUUUGGGAAUUUGUUCUUUUGGGGUUUAGAUUAUGAGGGGAAACCGUCUGACCCGGAGGAAACUCAACCCGACCCGACACUGUUCCACGUGCUUCGUGCUAAAAAAAUUCCUUUCUCUUCACUUCUUCUUCCCCUUCCCCUUCCUUUCCUAUCUGUCUUUCUGCUUCCGGACUCCUUUCUCCCUGUGGUCUCUCACUGUACGGAGUCCUCUCUCUCUCUCUCUCUCUCUCCAUCCUUCCUUGGGUUGGUGUUCCUUUCCGGUUUACGUAUCUUGAUUUGCUGUAUUUGGUUGCCUUCGAACGUUGGCAGGUUAAGAACAUGGCGCAAAUCCUGUUGCAUGGCACUUUACAUGUUACCGUCUACGAGGUUGAUAAGCUUCCUGGCGGUGGUGGAGGGGGACACAACUUCUUAAAGAAGCUUGUCGAUAACAUCGGGGAGAAAGUUGGGAUUGGGAACGGAAUAACUAAAAUGUAUGCAACCAUUGAUCUGGAGAGGGCUAGGGUUGGAAGAACCAGACUUCUAGAAAAUGAGCCAAGCAAUCCAAGGUGGUAUGAAUCUUUCCAUAUCUACUGUGGCCAUAUGGCUUCCAAUGUUGUCUUCUCUGUCAAGGACGACAACCCUAUUGGCGCAACAUUGAUUGGAAGAGCAUAUGUACCUGUUACGGAGAUCCUUGAUGGUGAAGAGAUAGAUCGCUGGGUUGAGAUAUUGGAUGAGGACAAAAACCCAAUUGAAGCCGGUUCUAAGAUCCAUGUGAAGCUACAAUACUUUGAUGUGGCAAAAGACUACAAUUGGGCUCGAGGCAUCAAAAGCGCCAAGUUCCCUGGUGUACCUUACACAUUCUUCUCUCAGAGACAAGGUUGCAAAGUUUCUCUGUACCAAGAUGCUCACAUCCCCGACAAUUUUAUUCCCAAAAUCCCACUUGCAGGAGGCAAUUACUAUGAGCCUCAUAGGUGUUGGGAAGAUAUUUUUGAUGCUAUAACAAAUGCAAAGCACUUGAUCUACAUUACUGGCUGGUCUGUCUAUACUGAGAUAAGCUUGGUAAGGGAUUCCAGGAGGCCGAAGCCAGGGGGUGACAUAAUGCUCGGUGAACUGCUGAAGAAGAAGGCAAGUGAAGGCGUUCGAGUCCUUAUGCUUGUUUGGGAUGAUAGGACAUCUGUUGGCCUGCUUAAAAAGGAUGGUCUGAUGGCCACUCAUGAUGAAGAAACCGCACAGUACUUCGAAAACACUGAUGUGAAUUGCGUUUUGUGUCCCCGAAACCCGGAUGAUGGUGGAAGCUUUGUUCAAGAUCUUCAAAUUUCCACAAUGUUUACUCAUCACCAGAAGAUUGUUGUUGUGGACCAUGAUAUGCCAAAUGGUAGCUCAGAAAGGAGAAGAAUCGUUAGUUUUGUUGGUGGAAUUGAUCUUUGUGAUGGCAGAUAUGAUAGUCCCUUCCACUCUUUGUUCAGGACAUUGGAUACAGCUCAUCACGAUGACUUCCAUCAACCCAACUUUGAAGGUGCUGCAAUAACAAAAGGUGGGCCCAGAGAACCUUGGCAUGACAUCCACUCUCGCCUAGAAGGGCCUAUUGCUUGGGACGUGCUGUACAACUUUGAGCAGAGAUGGAGAAAGCAAGGUGGUAAAGAUGUGCUUGUUCAGCUGAGGGACAUGGAAGAUGUAAUUAUUCCUCCGUCUCCAGUCACUUAUCCUGAUGAUCGCGAGACAUGGAAUGUGCAGCUGUUUAGGUCCAUUGAUGGUGGAGCUUGUUUUGGCUUCCCAGAGACUCCUGAAGAUGCUGCUAGGGCUGGGCUUAUUAGUGGGAAGGAUAAUAUCAUUGACCGGAGUAUUCAAGAUGCAUAUAUCAACGCCAUUCGAAGGGCAAAGAAUUUUAUCUAUAUUGAGAACCAGUACUUCCUUGGCAGUUCUUUCGGUUGGGCAGCUGAUGAUGUCAAGGUUGAGGACCUUAAUUGCCUACAUCUGAUUCCUAAGGAGUUGUCACUGAAGAUAGUCAGCAAGAUUGAGGCAGGGGAGAGAUUUACUGUGUACGUGGUUGUUCCAAUGUGGCCAGAGGGCAUUCCAGAGAGUGCUUCAGUUCAAGCCAUUUUGGAUUGGCAGAGGAGGACGAUGGACAUGAUGUAUCAUGAUAUUGUUCAGGCCCUGAAAGCUCAGGGUAGAGUGGAGGAUCCUCGAAACUACUUGACAUUCUUCUGCAUUGGGAACCGUGAAAUGAAGAAAAGUGGAGAGUAUGAGCCUUCGGAGAAGCCAGAGCCUGAUACAGAUUACAUUAGAGCUCAGGAAGCCAGGCGAUUUAUGAUUUAUGUUCACUCAAAGAUGAUGAUUGUUGAUGAUGAGUACAUAAUAGUUGGGUCAGCCAACAUCAACCAGCGCUCAAUGGACGGUGCGAGGGACUCUGAGAUCGCAAUGGGUGCAUACCAGCCGUAUCACUUGGCUGUCAGAGAGCCAGCACGAGGCCAGGUCCACGGGUUCCGUAUGUCACUGUGGUACGAGCACCUCGGCAUGCUUGACGACUGCUUCCUGUUCCCAGAUAGCGAGGAAUGCAUCAAGAAGGUAAACCAAGCUGCCGACAAGUAUUGGGAUCUGUACUCGAGCGAGUCGCUCGAGCAUGAUCUCCCUGGCCAUCUGCUCCGCUACCCGAUUGCCAUUGACAAUGAAGGCAACGUGACGGAGUACCCUGGUGCUGAGUUCUUCCCGGACACUAAGGCUCGGGUUCUCGGUACUAAAUCUGAUUACCUCCCACCUAUCCUCACUACAUAAAAAGGAGACCGGGCUACAUGGUUCGCCUGCAAUAUGUGAACUUUUAUGAUGGUGCUCUUGCCUUGUUUAUGAUAAACUUACUAGUUUUCCUAGCCGAAUUGCUAAAUAAAGUUUGGUGGUCUGUAUUGUCGGCAGUUGUGAACGUUGUGGUGUGAGAAGUGUAUUUGAGUGUUGGGAGAUGACUAUAUAUUUAUUCAGUUUUCAGGCGACCAUGUCUCUAGAUCAGGCGGACAUGUUUGUAGAUUGCUUGUUUAAUUAUAUGUUGAUGAUUAUUUUUCUUCAUUCCCUUUAAAUAGCUGGAACUGGUAAGCUUCCAAGUACGGUUUCUCUUGUCAUAGAUGGGGUUAACUGCACGGCUUACCAUUUAUGCGUAUCGUAUCAUAUAUUGCAAACUAACCACUUGAUUUUUUUUUUGUUACGAAUAAAUCUUAUAAGUCGAA
Messenger RNA from Linum trigynum, 4044 nucleotides. The record is from the annotation of a GenBank genome assembly. Lineage: Eukaryota; Viridiplantae; Streptophyta; Magnoliopsida; Malpighiales; Linaceae.